Pistacia vera is the source of this 553-nucleotide messenger RNA. Its product is annotated as glutaredoxin. Gene Ontology annotation, cellular component: cytoplasm. The transcript has 3 exons. The record is from RefSeq and is a predicted model, not a curated record. Gene Ontology annotation, biological process: cellular response to oxidative stress. Gene Ontology annotation, molecular function: glutathione disulfide oxidoreductase activity. NCBI's taxonomy places the organism in Eukaryota, Viridiplantae, Streptophyta, Magnoliopsida, Sapindales, Anacardiaceae. Bases 81 to 401 code for a protein of 106 amino acids.
CUGUCUCUAUAUAAACUUUUGCUGAUUACUGGAAAAAAUUGAAAAUCUUUCUAGGGUUGGGAGAAACUGAGAGUAGAGAGAUGGCAUUGCCCAAGGCCAAGGAAAUGGUUCAAUCGAAUUCCGUCGUCGUUUUCAGCAAGACGUAUUGCCCCUUCUGCGUCACCGUGAAAAAGCUUUUGGACGAUGUGGGAGCCACUUACAAAACCAUUGAAUUGGACACUGAAAGUGAUGGAAGUGAAAUACAAGCAGCACUGGCUGAGUGGACUGGACAGAGGACAGUGCCAAAUGUAUUCAUUGGCGGAAAACACAUUGGUGGCUGCGAUGCAACAACUGGUAUUCACAAGGAAGGGAAGCUGCUUCCACUUCUAACAGAAUCUGGAGCUAUUGCAUCUAAAUCUUAAAAGGAAUGGAAUGCAGUUAAUUUUGUUAUAAAUUCUAGUAAUGAAUAAUGGUGUUGGCGAAUGGUAAGUAUUUACUAAUACUACAUGUAUCAUAAACGUUUGAUCCUUGCAAUGUAUGCACCAACCUUAGAAUUCCAGGGAAGUUCGCCAUA